AUGAGUUCUCAAAUUAAUGAUGUUUUGAGAAAUGAAACAAUAUACUUUCGCAAAUCACAUCUACUCAGAAAAGCUACUAAUCAAUAAAAUAAGUUAUUUAGAAAAGGUUUGAUAUAAGACAGCUUAAAUGAACCUACACAUCCUAUUAAUUGUUUAAUUAAAAAUGAAGAAGUGUUUGUUCCCUAUAUAAAUGAAAGAAAUAGUUUAGGUCGAUUGAUUAAGAAACCCAAUCUAUCAUCUAAUAGAGAAAUUACUAAUAAAUAAUUAGUAAAAUCAUCACUAAAAUUACCAAAAAAUAAACAUAAUUAUGCUUAUUUAUAGAAUGAACCCCCAAAUUCAAAUAGAUCCUAUGGAUAAAAGACUAAAACUUAAUCCACAGCAGAUUCAUUUUACUCUUUCUUUACAUUCAAUAAGUAUAAUCAAAAUUUCUUACUCAAGUCCAAAAACAGUGAACCUUUUAGUUUUAGAAAAUCAUUUUAUUAAAAAUAACUAUGA
Molecule: messenger RNA, 495 nt
Organism: Paramecium pentaurelia
Lineage: Eukaryota; Ciliophora; Oligohymenophorea; Peniculida; Parameciidae
Source: the annotation of a GenBank genome assembly